Colletotrichum navitas is the source of this 495-nucleotide messenger RNA. RefSeq lists its product as uncharacterized. The coding region runs from base 152 to 445 and encodes 97 amino acids. The transcript has a single exon. NCBI's taxonomy places the organism in Eukaryota, Fungi, Ascomycota, Sordariomycetes, Glomerellales, Glomerellaceae. The record is from RefSeq and is a predicted model, not a curated record.
GUGCCAAACAAACGUAACCCCUACAUCCAACUACUCGGUGGCAAAUGCCCACAUGGAUUCUGCUUUCACACUCGAGAUCUGCCUCGCCCUAUGCCUUCUCACUGAUCGGCAACGUUGCCUAGCAGAUUUAGCAGCCACACAGUGGGCCUGAAUGACUCCCGCAAGUUGGCAACCCCCUGCCCCUCCAAACAGACCGGAGACCUGGCGGCUGGGUCAGUCACAGUCGCCGAGUCGGCUCGGUGCGGAGAGACAGGCAGCGGUGGAACGGGCGAGGAGGUCACUUGGACCAAGUCAGGCACCACUGAGGAAGCAAAGGCCGAUCCUUACCUACUGGUGUUCCCUCCUCAUCUUCACCACUUGGUCGAGCUGGCACCGCCUUCAUGGCGUACAGACGAUCCGGGUCAUCUCAACAUUCCUUCUGAGGUCGCUGCGAAUUGGGUCAUGAGCGGCUUCCUCGCAGAGUACUGCGACUUGUCAGACCUUUUGGUAAUGCUC